AUGGCCAAGGGCAAGUGGAUAGACAAGAAAACAGCGACGCACUUUACGCUCGUCCACAGACCUCAAAAUGACCCCCUCAUCCACGACGAGUCUGCGCCGCAGAUGGUGCUUAACCCUACCCAAACAAAAGGUUCCAAGAGCAAGGCGCUAGGUGAUUUGGCUUCAGAGCUUGGCUCCGAGGUCGAGAGCAUCCGAGACAAUGAAGGCGAGGCUGCGAACUACGGCGUUUACUUUGACGAUACCGAAUAUGACUAUAUGCAACAUUUGCGUGACCUGAACUCCGGAGGACCGGGCGAGGUCGUCUUCGUUGAGGCUAAUUCGAGCGGCAACAAGAACAAGGGGAAGAACAAGAUGUCUUUAGAGGAUGCUCUACGGCAGAUGGAUCUGGAGAACAAGGCGGAUGACCUCUUGGACGAGGUUGUACUGCCGUCGAAGAAUUUGCAGCACGUUUCUUACCAGGCGCAACAAGAUAUCCCGGAUGCUAUCGCUGGGUUCCAACCCGAUAUGGACCCCAGGUUACGCGAGGUUCUAGAGGCACUGGAGGAUGAGGAGUUUGUCGACAAUGAGGACGAUGACUUGUUUCAAGAAUUGGCGAAGGAUGGGAGAGAAAUCGAUGACUACGAGUUCGAAGAAACCGCAUUUAACGAAGAAUAUCCCAACGAUGACGACGAUGGCUGGGAGUCCGACCACACGGCCAAGCCUACGAGGGAGUACAAAGACGAGGAAGCAGACGAGGUGCCCGAGCUCGUAAGCGCUGGGGCUAACGGAGCGCAAGGCCAAAACUGGAUGGAAGAUUUCAAAAAGUUCAAGCAAGAUCAGAAGAGUGGCAGGCCGACGGGGGGCAUCACCGGCUCUGUGCUCGAGUCCACCUGGACGACAACCACGAAUGGCGGACGCCGCAAGAAGCGGAAGGGUGCCUUGACCAACGCGUCCAGCUAUUCCAUGACUUCGUCCUCGCUUGUGCGAACGGAACAGCUCACCAUCCUAGAUGCUCGCUACGAGAAACUUGAGCAACGGUACCAAAACGACCUUGAUGACCUGGGUUCUGUCUCCGAGAUUUCUACUGCGUCGAGCGUUCAGGGCCCUCUGAGAAGCGACUUUGAUAAUGUCAUGGAUGAUUUCUUGGCGGGGUACUCGAAGGGCAGGAGACCAUCUAAGAAGUCGAAGGGUGGCCAGAGCGGACUUGAUCAGCUUGAUGAGAUAAGAAAGGGAUUAGGUCCGGCGAGGAUUCCUGGUCGGAGAUAG
Molecule: messenger RNA, 1245 nt
Organism: Scedosporium apiospermum
Lineage: Eukaryota; Fungi; Ascomycota; Sordariomycetes; Microascales; Microascaceae
Exons: 2
Coding region: 1-1245 (414 amino acids)
Biological process (GO): ribosomal small subunit biogenesis; ribosomal small subunit export from nucleus
Cellular component (GO): cytosol; nucleus; preribosome, small subunit precursor
Source: RefSeq, a predicted model, not a curated record